AUGCUGCAUUCUCAGGAUCAAUGGACGUCUUUUCCCUACAACGGUCAGGCGGCAGCAGACGUGGAUCACAUGGAUCAGUACCUUGGCUCGAUGCCCAUGGGAGCCCAAGACAUGGGGUUGGACUUUGCUUCAUCGUCGAUAUCCAACGAUACGUUGGUUGGACAAGGGUUCUACACUGGCAACGAGUACUACCAGCAUUCGUCGCACUCGUCGCACUCGCACCACGAAAGUAGCAGCAACGGGCAUAGCUCACCAUGGGACGCCACGACAGUGUGGUCUGAUGGACCAUCAAGUGUACCUGAUCCCGUGAUGCUCGAUGAACUGGCCAUGGAUUCAACGUGGACGCAGAAUAUGUUCGAUCCGUCAAUCUGCAUGGAUGCGUAUGGGGAGCACAACAUGACAUAUUACAACCAAGGUGUGCAGCCAGCGCAGCAGUAUGGGCGUUCGGGCAAGUCUCAUGGCAGGCCGACUUCGAUAUCGUAUUGA
Pochonia chlamydosporia 170 is the source of this 486-nucleotide messenger RNA. RefSeq lists its product as hypothetical. The transcript has a single exon. Bases 1 to 486 code for a protein of 161 amino acids. The record is from RefSeq and is a predicted model, not a curated record. NCBI's taxonomy places the organism in Eukaryota, Fungi, Ascomycota, Sordariomycetes, Hypocreales, Clavicipitaceae.